UCCCGCCUGUCCGUGCCAAGGGCUCCAGCAGCGGGGAACCAGUGGUAUCGGGAAACUACGAUCGUGACAGUGAUGCCAUUUCACCGAGAUGCUCUUCGGCAUCCCUCGGAAUUCUUGCAACACUGGCAACGACGGAAAACCCACGUUUUCUGCUGAAAGCCAGGCGGCCAGGCGGAGGGAGCCUCGGCAGCGCUUCUCUGCCUGCGGCCACCGGCUGUCACCGCGCCGGCAGCCGCGGGAGAGGGCGGCGGGGCCGGGCCUGGCCUUGCGGCCGCCCCCCAGGCAAGCAGCGGGGCGGAAGCCACCGGCGGCGCUGGGGGAGGCGGCCGGAGCCCGCGGGCGGCGGCGGCAGCAGGAUGUAUGGAUUUAUAAAUACAUGCCUGAAGUCUUUGGUGGUUGAAAAGUAUGGUGAAGAAACAUGGGAAAAAUUAAGACUGCAGGCUGGAGUCCAAGAUUCUUUCUUGACUUUUGAGGUUUACAAAGAUGAGAUCACAAUGCAGCUCAUUGACAAAGCCUGCAAAAUAUUAGGUGUUCCUGCUGACAUGGUUCUAAGAGAGUUUGGAGAGUAUUUCUUUGAAUUCUGUAAACGCUCAGGCUAUGACCACAUGCUGAGGACACUGGGUGGAAAUCUCUAUGAGUUCAUAGAGAACCUGGAUGCAUUGCACAGCUACCUGUCCCUUUCUUACCAGGAGAUGAACGCGCCAUCUUUCAGAGUAGAAAAGAAUGAAGAUGGGUCUAUGCAUUUACAUUACUAUUCAGACAGAAGAGGUCUGUGCCAUAUUGUGCCAGGAAUCAUCGGUGCAGCAGCUCUGGAUUUUUUUAAUAUUGAGCUUUCAAUGGAAAUAGUCAAUCAAACAGAAGAAGAAGAAAGAACUGGGAAAAAAGAACAUAUUGUUUUUCUUGUUACUCAAAACCCUGUAUUUUCAUACAAGGAAAGAAACGAAUUUUCUUCCUCACCUCAAUAUGUUGCUGAGUCUGCAAAACAAAUUGAGAACCAACACAAUAAAGAGCAGGACCUCGAAAAAGCCAAGAAUACAGUUAGAGACAGAGGAAGCUCUGUUUGUCCUGUCAAGAAAAGCCACUGGAAAACAGUAAGAGGAAUAAUCACACUAGGAAGAGGUAAGCUCCUGAGAGGAUUUGAUCCUGUUUAUCCCAAGAGUCUUUGGAUUGACACAAAAACAUUCUGCAAUGGACUUCCCUUUCAUAUGGUUUUUGAUAAAGAGCUCAGAGUGAAGCAAGCUGGGGUGAGCAUUCAAAAGAUUGUACCUGGCCUUCAGAACAUGGGCAUCUGCUUGGACCACUAUUUCAGUAUUGUUCAUCCAGAAGUACCCUUCACCAUCUCUAGCAUUCAGAAAUUCAUCAACAGCCAAUUUGUUUUCCAGACUAGAAGAGAGAUGAUGCCAGAGUCAUGGAAACAACGGCCAAUGCUAGAGCUGAGAGGCCAGAUGAUCUGGAUGGAGUCUCUGCAGUGCAUGCUCUAUCUCUGCUCACCUUUGCUUCGCACUUUGCAUGAACUGGAGGAGCGGCAGAUGCAUAUUGCAGACAUUGCACCUCAUGACGUGACCAGGGAUUUGAUUCUUCUCAAUCAGCAGCGACUGGCAGAGAUGGAGCUCUCUAACCAGCUGGAGAGGAAGAAAGAAGAACUGCGGAUACUGUCGAAACACCUGGAGGAAGAGAAGAAAAAGACUGAAGCUCUGCUCUAUGCUAUGCUUCCUCAGCACGUGGCCAACCAGCUGAAAGAGGGGAAGCGAGUUGAGGCAGGAGAGUUCAAGGAGUGCACUAUAUUGUUCAGUGAUGUUGUGACCUUUACCAACAUUUGUGCCCAAUGUGAGCCUAUUCAGAUAGUUCUCAUGUUAAAUUCAAUGUACCUGCGAUUUGACAGACUGACCACGGUGCAUGAUGUGUACAAGGUGGAGACAAUUGGAGAUGCCUAUAUGGUAGUAGGCGGGGUCCCUGUGCCUGUAUCCACUCAUGCUGAGCGAGUUGCUAACUUUGCCUUGGGGAUGAUAAUAGCAGCUAAAGGAGUGCAGAAUCCAGUUUCUGGAAACCCUAUCCAAAUUAGAGUUGGGAUCCAUACAGGUCCUGUUUUGGCUGGAGUUGUUGGAGAAAAGAUGCCUCGUUACUGCUUGUUUGGAGACACGGUGAAUAUAGCUUCCCGGAUGGAGAGUCAUGGUGUCCCAAGUAAAAUUCAUCUAAGCUCCAGUGCCUAUCAAUGCCUAAAAUACAAGAAUUUUGAGAUGACUGAAAGAGGAGAAAUAGAAGUAAAAGGCAAAGGGAAAAUGCACACAUACUUCCUCAUUAGAAAUAAAACUGCAACUGAGAAUGAGAUUAUGGGAAUGCCAAUGAAAGACUUAGAUUCUGGCCAUGAAUCUGUUCAGUCCAUUCAAGAAGGCAGGACAGAAACAAUACCAGCUACUCAGACUCAGCCAGAGAAGGACCAGACUCCAGCCAUUGCAAUGAAGUAUACUGAUGGCCCCACAGAUGAACAGAACAGCCUCAAAAGAAGAAAUCAAGCAAAAAUUGCAGAUUUAACAGGCAAAACUUAUGAUUCCAAAAGUGAUGGGAGUCUCCAUGGCAACCAGCAUGCAGAUGAUGGUCCUUGUCCUCUAAACCAGGGAAGAGUCAAACCUGCUACUGAAGAGCCACGGGUUAGAAACAUUCGCUCUAAUUUUUGCACUUUACUCUAAGUUUCUUACUUUUUACAUUAAACAAAGCAACUUUAUUAUGAUUUUGUGCAGUUUGCCGUUGUGCUGAUUUGUAUACCGAGUACCACAUGAUUUUUUAAAAAAACCCCACAAAACAAAGAGAAAAAAGACAUCAGAGUUUUCAGCAAAAAGAAAACAAUGGAGGAUAUUUUUUUUUAAUCAAUCUAUAUGUGCCAUAUAAUACUCCCAUUGCAGAAGGAAACCACUGCAAGAUGCUUUGAAGAUGUAUUUUUCAGCCUCUGCCAUGUCUUUUUGUUAUCUGAUGCAGUAACUGAGAAAGAGAUGACUCAUCCAGCUAGAAAUAUUCCUACUCAAAUGAACACUUGCCAUUAAAGAAACAUUCCCUGAAGUGACCAUCUGUCUUGACCUCAGCACAGCCAACAACUUCCCUGUGUAAUGUUAGCAGAGUUUGAUCUACAUUCUCAUUGUGAUGACAGAUUAAUCUAUUAACAGGUCUUUUGUUUGGUAAAGGCAUCGUGCAGUAGACAUGCAGAAUAGAUCUACUACAACCUGUAUUUUUCCUUCCUGUAGAGAAAAUAUUGUGCACUUUAUAGCACCCAACAGUAAAACAAGAUCUGCGACAUUUGAAUCAUGCUGUGCUCAGAUAAUCGUAGAAGGACAUGCACAUAAUGGAGUUACGCAGCACUGAAUUCAUUACAACACUGAAGGACUGUUCAAGGCCUAUGAACUACUUGAGACCUUCAAAUAAGUUGCAAGUUUAUUUCUCAGCUAAACAAAACUAAAGUUUCAGGACUACAGAGGAAGCCUGUCAGUGCUGGAACUAAUGUUGUCAAGUGUCAUUGAAAAUAACAGCAUGAAAGAUCAACAUUGCUUACUUGGUGUCAGAGGCUCCUCCAGCUGAAUUAAUUCCAUGCUGAUACAUCCUUAGAUUAUGUCUGAGAAAAACUGAAGUUCAGCUGUCAGGGAUUUAAGACAUAGGAGCAAAAAUACAACGGAUAUAAAGGUUGUGGACAAUUUUGGCACAUCAUAAACUGUGCUCUCACUCCUAAAUAAAUGGAGCUUGGAGUAGGUGGAAUGUGCUUGUACAGGGUGAUUUGGACAGAAGAUGUGCCCCACAUAACGAUGCACACUUUGGAUGUGGAUUUGUUGUGUAAGGAUGCACAAGGAUGCACACCAUUUGAACUUUGAGCAAGAACUCACUGGAGAAGAGGAUAAUAUUACUCCUCUGUUACAGUCUGCAGCAUCACAUUUCCACCUCUGUAUCUGUAGCAAGAGUGAAGCUCUUUAAAUACCAGGCAGAGAGGUAAGACUGAUGAAGGGCAUCUCCUCCUCUCUAUAGUACAACAAGAUGAAAUUUCACCUGGUUAGAUUUUAUUUUUAAAUCUGUGAGACAGUAGCUCCCCUGUCUGGUUGCUCUACAGCUCUGUCUACAUUAACAAGUAGUUCAGAUCAGUAAAGGAGGACGUGUCGAGUGAACAACAGUGCUGUUGUCCAUCCUAUAUGUAUUUCAGAGGGCUUGCUAGUGCGCUGCCAUGCACUAAAUACCUGUUAGCUUUUGGAGCACCUUAUAAGCACGUCCUCUGACUUAGUAUCAUCCAUAAGAGAUCCAUUUGGGUGCUUUGGGACCACUCUACAAUGUGAAACAAAGCACAGUGGGUAUGUUUGACCAGGAAAUUCCCUCAGGAGGGUACUCCUGACUCUGGCUGAAAUGCUGAUGUGGAUACAUUCUUUAACAUUAGCACUUUCCACAGUACAGCUGAGCAGAACCAUUCUGGGAGAGUGCAGUUUUACAAAUGGCAGGAUUGCUUUAUUUAUUUAUUUAUAAGGAUUUUGCUAUCUAGGCAGUGCUCCUUAUUUUGGCAGGUGUGAGAUCUACUGCAGAUUGAAGACGCAUCUCAGGAUUGUUAAAGUUGAGUAUCAAGAUUUCAGACAUUUAACUGUGUGCUACCCUCAGACACACAACAUCUAAAUUUCAGCACCAUCCUUAGUAACUCCUCCACACUGGUCCAGUGCUCAUGGCUUUGCACUUCUGUAUUAUGACCACAGCUUUAAAAAGACUUUCCUAAGUAAGAUAAUACCCAAUUUCUCUCUCACUUACUAUGAUGUAAAUGUGAACUAACAGUUAAAGCAUCACUAUCCCACUGAUUUGAGAAUCAACUCUAACAAGACUUGUCUCCAACCUAGAGACAUGUUUCACUACUCUUGAGUAGCUGUGCUGAUGGACUAGAGAACACAUCAUUUAACAAAUGGCAGUGGUGGACUCCAUCUUUAUUGGCAUCUGCUACAGAGAUAUAAAGCCACUUAGGCCCAAGCACAAGUGUGACACAGGAGUAUACACCUCUCAGUGGCCACUGCUAAUGCAGGAGGGAACCUCUUACUGUUUCAGCUGCUCUUGCAGUCCCAUACCUGCAUGGCUGAAUACUACUGACGACCUCUCCAAAAGGAAGAAUUUCCAAUUGGAAAUUGUUCAACAAGACUGGCCAUCAACGAUUAGGGUCUAGUAUAUAUUCCAGGCUUAAUAUAGAUACAUUCCAGUGUGGUUUCAGGUAGAAGUGCAGAGCUCCUCUGAACUUGUAUGGAUCCUCUCGGGAAGAAGAAAAAGACCAUGGCUUAAUUGUUGCGUGCAUCUCUCUGUCCAAAUUUUAACAUCUGCUUUGCUUAUACCUGCCUUUUUUGCAGUGAACAAUCUAUGAAUGUUUAAUAUUGGAAUAUUUUAAUAGGCAUUAAGUGCUCCAUGGUAAGUGACUUCAUGCUGUGCUGUGGUAAAACUGAUGUGCUCAGUGGUUUCUCUGUGACCUCUGCUACAAUCUGGUUCUCCUGGAGAUGCAGAGCUAGGUCAAAUCUGCACAACUGCUUUUAAAAAUUAAUAUACCUGUGCAUCAUCAUGUCUUCUUAAAACUGUGAGCACUGCUAAAGACUGCAAAAAUAUCAUUAAACAAUAAAUCUUUCCAUUAAUAUGCUGA
Strigops habroptila (Kakapo) is the source of this 5629-nucleotide messenger RNA. RefSeq names its product guanylate cyclase soluble subunit beta-2-like. The record is from RefSeq and is a predicted model, not a curated record. Gene Ontology annotation, biological process: cGMP biosynthetic process; response to oxygen levels. Lineage: Eukaryota; Metazoa; Chordata; Aves; Psittaciformes; Psittacidae. The transcript is spliced from 16 exons. Gene Ontology annotation, molecular function: guanylate cyclase activity; heme binding. Gene Ontology annotation, cellular component: guanylate cyclase complex, soluble. The coding region runs from base 357 to 2687 and encodes 776 amino acids.